Molecule: messenger RNA, 2078 nt
Organism: Heterobilharzia americana
Lineage: Eukaryota; Metazoa; Platyhelminthes; Trematoda; Strigeidida; Schistosomatidae
Source: the annotation of a GenBank genome assembly
UGACCUUGUACGUCGAUGCACAGUUUUAAGCUUUAAUGAUGCCGAAGGCUAGGUUCUUCAAACCAAGGCGUUGUGAUAUUAUUAGUGAGAUUUCAAGCCCACAAAUGUUGUCAAACAUGUUCAUGUUACUUACGAUCAAGAAACAGGGCAGUUUCAUGGGAUACCUGAUUACUGGAAAGAGAUGAUAGAGAAUUCAAACUUUUCAGUAGAAGAUAGGAAGAAUAAUGCGGAUAAAAUCCUAAAUGCUGUAACUGCCUUCAAGGAAUCUCAGAGAACAAAAUAUCUGGGUUUUGAGGGCUUAGAGAGUGUUGACGAAGAUGAUGAGUUAGAAAAGAAAAUGAGGUUGUUUAUUCUUAAUUCAAAAGAGGAAGACAAACCAGAUACUAAGCUUCUCACACCAGCGAUACAGAAGGAGAAGGUCCCAAGUCCUGUCAUGAUUGAUAGGAAUGGUGCUCGUACACCUCCGGUACCUCCACCAAAACCGUCCGUCAGUGAUGCUAAUAAACAAGCAGUUCCACUUCUCCGAAAGCGUAUACGCAGGAAGCUGACUGAUGAGGAGUUUUACAAAGAACUAGAGUCGGUAAUAACGCCGGGAAAUCCUCGUGAUGUCUACUCUGUUGAAAGUGAACUUGGGACAGGUGCAUCGGGAACUGUUCGACUUGGUCGAAACAAAAGAAACGGACAAAUUGUAGCCAUUAAAGUAAUGAAGUUAGAUAAACAGCCGAAUCGUGAUUUAAUUAUCUCAGAGAUUGCUGUUAUGAAACGUAUACGGCACGAGAAUAUUGUCAACUACCUAGAAUCGUAUCUACUAAGAAAUGAAAAUCAACUAUGGGUUGUUAUGGAAUACCUGGAUGGUGGUGCAUUGACCGAUGUCGUCACUGAAACUGUCAUGUCUACAGAUGUGAUUGCUGCUGUUGUUCGAGAAUGUGUAAAAGCAUUGGUAUUUUUACAUGAUCAAAAUAUCAUACAUAGGGAUAUAAAGUCAGACAAUGUCUUACUUGGCAAACAAGGUCAUGUUAAGGUCACUGACUUUGGAUUUUGUGCUCAACUUGGCAAUCGUCAAAGUAAACGUCAGACAAUGGUUGGCACUCCUUAUUGGAUGGCUCCUGAAGUCGUUUCAAAAACUGCAAAUUAUGGGCCUAAAAUUGAUAUCUGGUCACUUGGAAUCAUGAUUAUUGAGAUGUUGGAUGGAGAACCACCGUACAUGAAUGAACCACCACUUAAGGCUAUAUACCUUAUACAAACUAUGGGAAAGCCAAAACCUAAAACCAAGAACUUGCACCCAAUGCUUCAAGACUUCUUGGACAGAUGCUUAGUUGUCGAUCCUCUCAGACGUGCCUCUGCAAGUGAACUGCUUAAUCACGAAUUCUUCAAGCAUGCAGGUAGUUUAUCUUCUCUUGGACCACUAAUUCGGGCUGCACGCGAGAGCUUGGGAAAGAAGGCAUAACAAGGACAGUUCUCGGAACGCUUAGCACAAACACAUGACGGAGUAGUGUCAGACCAUGGAGAUCAGGAAGUUUUUUAUACACACUUGUUUCGCUGUGACCAGUUUCACAGAAAAACCAACAUACGAAACCACUUAACUGAAUUGCUCGAUUUUUACAUGUUUGAAUCUCUUUCACAUCGAUAUUUUGUAUGCUUUGAUUCAUUUUUUAUUUUAUUUGUUAUAUAUUCGAUUGCCCAACUUAAAAUCGUAACCUAGAUUAGUCCAUUAUCAAUUGCAAGAUACUGACUGGUGCUUUUUACUAUUUCAAUCAAGUCUUUCUGCUGCUUCACACACUUGUAUCGUGUUACGUGACCACUUGAUAUAAUGGUGGAGCAGUUUCCCGCGAUUUUUCAAAUGAUCUUUGCUCUGUAACCUGUUCACAUACUAUAAUAUAUCUUCAGUAAUUUUUCUUUCACAACGUACUUAUCACGCUGUAGAGAAGACAAACAUUAAGAACAAAAACAGCGAUAUUUUUGAAGAAUAUUUUAUAUGGAAUUUAUGCAUCAGCUAUCAUAUUUGUAUCAACUACGUUAAGCUGAGUAAAACACAAAUCAGUUAUAUAUCUGCACAAUAAGGAAUCAUUUCGAUAAUG